CGGGCUUUCAGUGCGUUUAUUUUGACUUUCAACGUAACGUCGUACGGUCUGUUUUCUCAAGCUUCUCUACAGUUUAGUAGAAGGAGUUUGUGGACUUCUGCCUUCUCAAAACUACUUUUCAAAUCCUUUGUGUUUGGACGUUCUCCAAACCACUGUUGCGUGGCUUCCUAUCGUACAGGUUUUAAAAUGGAUGCUGUUGUGCUACCACAACCUAACGGAGACAUUCUAAGCAGUCCUGAAAAUGGAAUCUCAGGAGAGGCUGUCAAGAAGCGGUUGUCAGUUGAACGGAUUUAUCAGAAGAAAACCCAAUUAGAACACAUACUUCUGCGGCCUGAUUCCUAUAUCGGUUCCACAUUGAAAGACACUCAGCAAAUGUGGGUCUUGGAUGAGAGUCAGCAACAUAUGGUCAGUCGAGAUAUCACAUUUUCUCCUGGUCUCUAUAAGAUUUUUGAUGAAAUCCUGGUAAAUGCUGCCGACAACAAAGUUAGAGAUCCUACCAUGUCAUGUAUAAAAAUCGACAUUAAUCCUGCUGAGAAUAUGGUCCGCAUCUGGAAUGAUGGCAAAGGAAUCCCAGUUGUUCACCACAAAGUUGAAAAUACCUACGUCCCUACUCUGAUAUUCGGCCACCUACUCACUUCAAGCAAUUAUGAUGAUACUGAACGGAAAGUGACAGGUGGAAGGAAUGGUUAUGGCGCCAAGUUAUGCAAUAUCUUUAGCAAGAAGUUCAUUGUAGAAACAUCCUCUAAAGAAUACAAAAAGAGUUUCCGGCAGGUAUGGGUCGAAAAUAUGACAAAGACAACUGACCCGAAAAUUUUGGCGGAUAAAGGAGAUGAUUUUACUUGCAUUACAUUCUAUCCCGAUCUUGCACGUUUCGGUAUGAACGAGCUGGAACAAGAUACGGUAUCUCUUUUUACUCGUCGCGCAUAUGACAUGGCUGCAACCUGUAAUGGAGUUAAAGUUUUCCUUAAUGGCAAAAGAUUACCCAUAAAGAGUUUUAUGGACUACGUAAACCUUUUUAUCAAACCCAACAAAGAUGACGGAGACAGUGUUAAGGUUGUAUAUGAAGCAGUCAACCCGCGUUGGCAGGUAGCAGUAGCAGUUAGCAAUACGGGCUUUCAACAAGUCAGUUUUGUUAACAGUAUUGCAACUACUAAAGGCGGAACACAUAUUAAUUAUGUGAGUGAUCAAAUUGUAAACAAGUUAAUGGAAAUCGUCAAAAAAAAAUCCGGAAAAUCUGGUGUCCAAAUCAAACCUUUUCAAAUAAAGAAUCAUAUGUGGUUGUUUGUCAACUGUCUCAUAGAAAACCCCACAUUUGAUUCCCAAACAAAGGAGAAUAUGACUCUGCAGACAAAAAGUUUCGGGUCUACGUGUACUCUAAGUGAGAAGUUUAUUGGACAGGCCUCAAAAUCGGGUAUAGUUGAAAAUGUACUGUCUUGGAUUCGUUUUAAAGCAAUGGAAAAAAUGGACAAGCAAUGUCACAAAUCCAAACAUUCUAAGCUCAAAGGAAUACCUAAAUUAGAUGAUGCAAAUAAUGCAGGGACUAAAAAUUCUUCUCAAUGCACUCUUAUUUUAACAGAGGGUGACUCAGCCAAAACUUUAGCUGUGGCUGGUCUUGGAGUUGUCGGUAGAGACAAUUAUGGUGUCUUUCCAUUGAGAGGCAAACUACUAAAUGUUCGUGAAGCAUCUAACAAACAAAUUAUGGAAAAUGCAGAAAUAAACGCACUGAUUAAAAUUCUUGGACUCCAAUACAAACUGAAAUAUGAGUCGGUGGAUACGCUGAAAGAUUUACGCUACGGCAAGAUUAUGAUUAUGACUGAUCAGGAUCAGGAUGGUUCUCAUAUUAAGGGUUUAAUAAUAAAUUUUGUUCAUUGUAACUGGCCAAAUUUGCUAAAGCAUAACGUAGUAGAGGAAUUCAUUACUCCAAUUGUAAAAGUGUUUAAAGGGAAACAAGAAUAUUCUUUCUACAGCUUACCAGAAUUUGAGGAGUGGCAAAAAUCAACUCCAAACUGGCAUACUUGGCGUGUAAAAUACUACAAAGGUUUGGGUACUUCAACAAGCAAGGAAGCUAAGGAAUACUUUUCUGACAUGAAUCGUCAUCGGAUUCGAUUUCGCUACAGUGGGACUGAAGAUGAUGGGAGCAUUCAAUUGGCUUUCGACAAAAGUAAGAUAGCUGAUCGUAAAAACUGGUUGACCAACUUUACACAAGAACGUAAACGUCGACGUGAAUUAGGUCUCCCGGAGCCUUACUUGUAUGGGAAAGAUACUCGAGCAAUAACUUAUCACGAUUUUGUUCACAAAGAGCUAGUGUUGUUUUCGAAUUUGGACAACGAACGGAGUAUCCCAUCUGUUGUAGACGGGCUGAAACCUGGACAAAGAAAGGUACUGUUCACCUGUUUAAAAAGAAAUCUUAUUAGAGAAAUUAAAGUUGCUCAGCUCGCUGGUUCUGUUGCUGAACUGUCGGCUUAUCAUCAUGGUGAACAAUCCCUGAUGAGCACUAUUAUUGGUUUAGCUCAAAACUUUGUCGGAUCAAAUAAUUUAAAUUUGCUUCAACCAAUUGGUCAGUUUGGUACGCGACUUAGUGGAGGUAAAGAUGCUGCAUCUCCUCGUUAUAUAUUCACUGCAUUGAACUCACUUACACGACUUAUUUUCCAUUUGGAGGAUGAUCCUCUGUUAAAUUAUCUAUACGAUGAUAAUCAACGUAUUGAACCAGAAUGGUAUGCUCCAAUAAUUCCUAUGGUCCUUGUCAAUGGAGCAGAUGGUAUCGGAACUGGCUAUGCAACACAUAUUCUCAACUAUAAUGUUAUAGAGAUAAUAAACAACCUUUAUCGUAUGUUAGAUGGUGAAGAACCGCAUCGUAUGUUGCCUAACUUCCGUGGCUUUACUGGUACCAUUGAGGAUUUGGGUAAUAAUCGUUAUGUUUGCUAUGGAGAAGUUGCUGUUCUAGAUGAUGAUACUUUGGAGAUUACUGAACUUCCUAUCCGGGUCUGGACACAGAAUUACAAAGAAUCGGUUUUAGAACCUAUGUUGAAUGGUUCAGAAAAGGUCCCUGCUUGUAUCACAGAUUACAAAGAAUAUCAUACAGAUGUCACUGUGCGGUUCGUUGUUAAGAUGUCUCCUGAAAAAUUGCGGGAAGCCGAAUCUACUGGACUUCAUAAAUUCUUCAAACUUCAAACAGUCAUGAGUACCGGUUCGAUGGUUUGCUUCGAUCCUUUAGGUUGUUUAAAGUGUUAUCCCAACGAGAUGGUUAUUAUCCGCGAAUUCUACGAAUUACGUCUUACAUGGUAUGAAAAACGGAAGGUCUACUUAGAAGGUGUAUUGUCUGCAGAGGCUCGGAAACUAGAAAAUCAAGCCAGGUUCGUCCUUGAGAAAAUUCAGUCUAUUAUGGUGAUCGAAAAUAAACCAAAGAAAGAAUUGAUUCGUAUGCUUAAGGAAGCCAAUUAUGAUUCAGAUCCUGUUAAGGCAUGGAAAGAAAGCAUAGAUAAAGCAGCUGCUGUGCAGGAACAGGAAGAAUCUCGUACAGAUGAAGGUGCCCCUCAAACUGAAGCGGUUGAAGCAGGUCAACCUGACUACAAUUAUAUUUUAAAUAUGCCUUUAUGGAGUUUGACGAAAGAGCGUAAAGAUGACUUACUUGCUCAAAGAGAUGCUAAGCAAAAAGAAUUACUCAUUCUAAAAAGUAAAUCUCCUUCCGAUUUGUGGCGUGAAGAUCUUAAGAAAUUAGAGGAGGAGUAUAAGAAAGUAGAAGCGGAGUUGGCCGCUGAUGAACAGGCUGCAAUUGAAGCAGUUGAAAAAAAAUUAAAAAUAGCAUCGACUACGACAGCUGGUCGUGUUGCUGCUACAAAAUCACGUAAAUUAGCAAUGGAAACAAGACCAGAUCCAAUGGGCAGACGAAUUGUUCCGACAGUAGAUGCUGAUAUGAUGAAGAAGGUGGAGGGAAAUAAGAAGAAACGAAAUAAAACAGAAAACGAUCUAAAUGAAGGUAACGAGUUGGAUAAUAGUUUCGAAGCGAAUGAUGAAGAAAACGAUGGAAAUGAUGAACCUAAACCGCUUGCUCAGCGUCUUGGUGCUUCUGAAAAAACAGAUGUACAGAAGACAGCUACUACACGUGGACGUGGUAAAGGAAGAACUGUCCCAACAAGUCGUCCAAAGCUUCUGAAACCAUCCAGUCCAAAUAUUAGUCCUAUUAAACGUAGAAAUGUGGGUGGAAAUGCCAAGCGUAAACGGUCUAGUCGUAUGCCAUGGGAGUCUGGCUCUGACACCGGAGACUCAGAAAGUCAAGUCUCUAUUGAUAGUGAUAAUGAUCAUAUUUCCCCAAUUUCCGGUUAGUGUUCUUUUAUCUUUCCAAGCUGUAUAUUAAUCUGAUUUUCGAUGGUUUGUUGGUUGUUAUUAUUUACUUUGUUGAAUGUAAAUUAUAGUUUUUGAUAAGGGGUUCCCUGAACUGAAUGAUUUAAUUGCGAAGCUUCAUUUGUCAUUCUAGAUAGCAACAUUGUCACUGUUCAUUUCCAUAAAUCUAACCACACCAUGUCAACUUUAUAUAACAAGUUAAUAAAGUGUAUCUUUUUCACUGCAUUCACAUCUGUUCAACUUUAAUCACUGUCUACUAUUCCAUUACAUUUAUUAUUAAUAUCUAUAAACCUACAUUAGCCAGUUUUUUCGUCAAAAAUAAUAUUUUGAAAGGUUUUAUUUAUGGAUUUACAAAUUUUUAGGCAUUAAUAAUUUAUUUCGAUGGAAUAUAAGUUGGGGAGCUUGGAUUUACUGUCAAGUUUCGCUAUAAUAUUUAUUGUAUCAGUGGGUCGAAAGUAGAUUACAUUCUCUAUCAUAGUAUAAUUACUAAAUUAUCUCAAAAUUGUAAAUAUUAUGAUGUGAAACUUUCUUUUGACAACUAACUCGUGGUAUGAAGUACUAGUAACUAAUAUAUGGAGCCAUAUUCAUUAAUUUUCACCCCAUUUUCAACUCGGUCAUAUUUUCUUCUGUUUCCUGGCCGACCACUUUUGGUCGAGUCAGAGUUUGUGGAAUUGGUUACUGUAAAUGGUGUUCGUCAGGGUUGUCUGCUUUCUUCAUUUUUAUAUAGAUUUAUCCUAGUCAUGGUUUUAUAGAUAACUCUCUCAUCGUCUGACUUUCCAGGAGUUUAUUUUCUACCAUGAGAUUCACUUGUUGACUUAAAACACGGAGUUGAUAUAAUUCUGUUUGGUGAAGACGCUGACAAAAUACAGUCUUCCGACCAACUUAAGCAAGAAUACAAGCAUGUUUGGGAUGCGGUUCUCUCCCUCCAAAUGUAAAAUUUUACUUCGGGAUUGGCUUGCGUCACCGCCUGAAUUAAUGAUAGGCAGUGAAGUAGUUGAACGCAUCGACUGCUUCACUUAUCAGUCCUAAUGGUCUGGUGUCUGACGAAAUCCCAGCACGCAUUUAGAAGGCUCGAUUGGCAUUUGCCAACUCGCAUCACUAAUGACGUAUGUGGGAUAUUCGUCUUCCAACUAAAAGGUGAGUUUAUUGUGCAGCAGUUCUCUCCGUUCUACUUUAUGCAUUUCAAACAUGAGCAUUGUAAGAGUAUAGGAUGUUUGUUAGUUACUGGUCUUCGAUUAUAGGUAUCUAAGAAGCAUUGCUUGUGAAUUUUGGAACCACGGAGUAAGCAGUGCAUGGGCUAGAAAUCGGGUUCUAGAUGUUAACAGGAAAUAGAUUGAUGAGGUGGUAAAUCUUUGUCAACUGAGGCGGUUCGGACAUGUCUUACGUACACGCAACUGCCACCAUGAAGUCACUGACAGUUGGACUUAGCCAUGUUAGUAGGUACGAAAUACCUGUUUGGGGUCCUCGUGAUUAUCUUAACCACUGGUUAAAGACGUUGAAUGACACGGCUCAAAAUCGUUUGCAAUGACUCAUGUGCAUCCAUUCUUUGUCUUCCAAAUUUUAGAUUUCUCCCAACUAUUUUUUGUUUUUAUUUCUCUAAUUUAUAUUUUCUUUUCGAGUCGUAUCUUCGAUGCCUGAUCUUUCUUAUUACCACUAAUACUGUUUCUACCUCUUUUAUCCUAGGGUUUGGCCUGACAACUUCAUCUCUCUGUACUAAUGUAAUGUGGCAACUUGAGCCGAUGUACAUAUGUACAGUUUCUACAUUGUGACUGAUUGAUACUUCUGUUUAAGCAACAGGAUAGAUGUUGCUCAGAACGUAGUGAAUAUCCAUUACCUUAUUUUAUAGAUUUUCUUGUAAUCUCAAUUACACCCGCUAAUUCUCAAUGUGUUGGCAUGCGAGUUUGUAGCAUUUCUGGACAAUUUACGAAAUAAUGAUAUGCAUCAAUGACUGCAAAUCGACACAAUCAACCAUACAUUUAUCCAUCUGAGUCAUUGAUGAGUUUAUUUGUAUUGCAGUUAAUAACGUCUUAAGAUACUAAAAGUCGUCUUCUGAUGAAAGUUGAUUAUUUCGAACUAACUAGAUCGUAAUAAAUAAUUAGUUUGUUACGCCAAACAUUCGCUUCAUUUUCAUAACUUAAAUUACUAUUUGAGGCGUGUUAAUUUGAAUGGUUACUGAGCUGACCUCAAUAUUUUCAACACAAUGUACUAUGGAGCAUUUUAUAAUUUGUAUCAAAGUACUAAAUUUCUGAAGUUUGAGAUCUGUCAUUUCCUUUCAAUGGUACAUACUUAUAUAUCUGCCCUUAGUUGUUGUUUGCUACUCUAUCACAAGGCUAAAGUUGUAAUUUAUAUGUAAGUUCAUUAUAGUGUCUGUAUAUUUAUGUAAGUUGUGAUUUACACUUAUUUCUUCAGUGUAAAAGCUUAUGUACUGUAGUCAACGUACAUUAUUGAUAAUUAUUUUUGUUACUAUUUAACAUCAUUCGUGUUUAACUACUUCACUCUUCAAUCAUGUAGGUGGACCUGCUGUCGAUCGUGUACGACGUGAAAAAGCUGCAGCAACAAAAUAUGUUUUCGAUAACGACAGUAGUAGUAAUGAAGAAGAUAAUGAACAAGAGGAGAAUUUUCAAGUUGUUGAUCAUGGACAAGGAAAUAAAGAGAUUGAUAUACCGAUUGUCUCAGAAAUUCCAGACACUAAGUCAUCAUCAAUCCCAUCAAGUAGCCAUGGUGGUGGUGCAUCUGUAAAGGCUGAUUCUGGGUCAACAUCUCGUGGUGCUCCUGGUAUUGCAUCAGGUCGUGGACGUGGUCGUGGUGGUAAAGGACGGCAGUUUUCAGCUCCACCUAAAUCACAACCUAGUAUCAAAUCAAUGUUUCCUCCUACUCAGAAGAAAACCACAAUAAAUAUUUCAACAGACGAUGAUUCUAAUGAUGCCGCAAGUAUAACUACUUCUCAAAAAGAGCCUAGGGUAAAUUCUCGACGUACUGUAACAAAUCGUGCCCGAUACGUAUUUGAUGAUGAAGAUGACGAUCUAGAUAUUGAUUCAGAUGACAGUGGUGCCAAAAAACAAUCCAAAGGUGGUUCACGUAAACGUCAGAAAAACGAUGAUGAUAGCGAUUUUGAACCCGAAAAGGUUAAGAAGGGCAAGUAAGUAAGAUUGGUCAGACUAAUAGUUUCCGUUGACAAUAAUAAUAAUCUGUUCAAAGAAAUUUCAAGUAUUCACAGAUCGGUUUUCUCAUAUAUCUGAAAUCCAUAAUUAAGGACGAUCAACAGCAUUCACUGAAAUCCAAAACUUUAAAAUUGACACAAACAUUUUCAUUUUUCAUCAUAUAAACGAUUAGUGUAAUUUACUUUUUCAUUAUGUACACCUAAUAUACACACAUUAACACUGUUUUUCUAAACUUGUUUAUAUAAAAUUGAUGCAUGUGAAUUAGCGAACAAUAGUGUUUAACUUCUACAUCUUGAGAUAAUAAAUUUAUCUUUGCAGAAAUUAAUGGAUUUGGAAAAAUUACUGAUAUUACUUAUAAAGGCCAGCAUGUUUUCAUCUUUCUCUUCAAUCUAAAAUCUAUCAGUAAACACUUGUUUCUCAUUGUUUAAGUCACGGACUAGUCUUAGUUAGACCAUCGUUGAAAAUCAGGGAAGCACUGAGUAGCUGUUUCAUUCUAGUAUGGGAUUGCUCAACAAUGAGCAUCUACAAACCCCUUCAGAGAAUUGAACGCAGGACCUUCGGUCACAUGCAUGAACGUUUGAUCUAUGAAAAGUCAACGAUCUAUAUAAAUCACUUACAGUAACACUAACUUUAUCCUCACAAGAUAGAAUUGCUGAAUUAUUAGUGAAAUGCCUUGACCAGUGGAGCUAAACCACGUUGGCUGUCAGACUGUUGUCUUCCCCAGACGAUUUAUAAUGGUUUUUCAGUAUCGUAAAUUGAUUUAGGUUAGGCGUAUGCACCCCUGGAUGCUAAUUCAGUGGUCUAGAUACUGAGUGUUCGGAUUCAAGAUCGAAGAUCCUAAGUUCUAUUGAUUGUAGUGGGGUCGUGAAUACUGGGAGGCUUUGCAUUAAAACCAAACAUCUGUAUAAUGCUUCCAACUUUCCAAUUGUAGUCUAUCUAAGAUCAGUACAUGACUAAAACUAUGAAGAUCCUACAAUUUUUAAAAAUCCCUGUACAAAUAUUUGUUUAUUAAUAGGUAAAAUCACCGUCUAGAAGUGUGUGUUUCAUUCUUCCUGCACUGAUCUUAGCUAUAGAUUAUUUUUCUAGCGGAUUUUGUGUAUUAUUUAUGAUAUUGAAUAUUGUUCAUUUUUGUUUUCAUUUUGGUCCGCAUGUUUUAGGUCAAAGAAGGGAGCUCUAGAUGACUCAGAUUUCGAAUUCUCCGACUAGACACUUGUACAGAAAUCCUUUUUGUUUGAACCAUUUUUUGUUAAACAACUGUUAUUUCUCUUUUAUAAGGUUGCAUUGUAUUUAUUACAUAUUCCUCCCCGUUUUUUUUUAUUGGACAUUUUCGGCCUAGAAAUUUAUCACAUAUACUCAUAUACAUAUAUGUUUCUAUAAUGUCCAUUACCAUAUUGUAUUAAAGUUCAUUUUGGUUUAUACUAAUAACUGUUACAGAAAUGGAUAUACUACUUAUGAUAAAAUGUUAACAGUUUAGUAUGUUACUUGUUUUUGUGGUUUAUAUUCUACGUUAUUUCUCUUAUUGCAUUUUUCAUAAUUAUAUUAAAACAUUUUCUGUUUUUACUGCACUAAAUAAUUUUAAAAAAAUAGUUUUUUGUUAAAUAGGUCCCAGUUUGGGUUUUUGUCGAUAUUUCUAAGUGUACCUUGUUAUGUUAAAAAAUUUUUAUUCUCAUUAUUUUAUGUGAGGCAUACGAUAAUAAUGAAUCGUUUCGUUGUGCGGUAAUAUCUUCAUACUAAACAAUUUCCACUAAUUGAAAUCUAAUAGUUUCAUGAAUCUAAGUUUA
This is a messenger RNA of Schistosoma haematobium, 9283 nucleotides long. RefSeq names its product DNA topoisomerase 2-alpha. Gene Ontology annotation, biological process: DNA topological change; sister chromatid segregation; resolution of meiotic recombination intermediates. Gene Ontology annotation, cellular component: nucleus. The transcript is spliced from 18 exons. The record is from RefSeq and is a predicted model, not a curated record. Bases 187 to 4323 code for a protein of 1378 amino acids. Lineage: Eukaryota; Metazoa; Platyhelminthes; Trematoda; Strigeidida; Schistosomatidae. Gene Ontology annotation, molecular function: DNA binding; DNA topoisomerase type II (double strand cut, ATP-hydrolyzing) activity; ATP binding.